Messenger RNA from Zalophus californianus (California sea lion), 569 nucleotides. Its product is annotated as calmodulin-1-like. The transcript has a single exon. NCBI's taxonomy places the organism in Eukaryota, Metazoa, Chordata, Mammalia, Carnivora, Otariidae. Bases 1 to 528 code for a protein of 175 amino acids. The record is from RefSeq and is a predicted model, not a curated record. Gene Ontology annotation, molecular function: calcium ion binding.
AUGGAGGCACCCCGCCCUCACAGCCCCUGUGUUGGUGCAGCCACCCUCGCUCCCUCUGGUCUUCUUCCCUUCGCUCACACCAGGGCUGAUCAGAUGACCGAAGAACAGAUUGCAGAAUUCAAGGAGGCUUUCUCCCCAUUUGAAAAAGAUGGCAAUGGCACCAUCACAACAAAGGAACUUGGAACUGUCAUGAGGGCACUGAGUCAGAACCCAACAGAAGCUGAAUCGCAGGAUAUGAUCAACGAGGUGGAUGCCAAUGGUAAUGGCACCAUUGACUUCCCAGAAUUUUUGACUAUGAUGGCUAGAAAAAUGAAAGAUAUAGACAGGGAAGAAGAAAUUCGCAAGGCAUUCAGAGUCUUUGACAAGGAUGGCAACAGUUACAUCAGUGCGGCAGAGCUAUGUCAUGUCAUGACCAACUUAGGAGAAAAACUAACAGAUGAAGUAGAUGAAAUGAUCAGAGAAGCAGAUAUUGAUGGAGUUGGGCAAGUCAACUAUGAAGAAUUUGUACAGAUGAUGACUGCCAAAUGAAGGCCUACUUUCAACUCCUUUCCCCCCUUCUAGAAGAAUCA